AUGGCAACCACCGACCACGCCGAUCAGGUGACGACCGCAGCGCCAUCGUCAGCGGCAGCGCCGCCCAAAACGCUCGGGCCGCUAGCACGCCGCGAGCGGAAUCUGGCCUAUUCGAUGCUGCUGCCGACUUUCGGCAUCGUGAUGGCGGUCGUGCUCAUGCCGCUGCUCGCCAAUUUCUGGAUAUCCUUCAAACCGGUCGGGCUGGGCGAUCUGCGGCCCGCAAGCCUGUUCGUCAAUGAGCGCCUGCGCGGCGAUCUCGAGGCGGCGGGCGAUGUGGCGACGCUGGAAUAUCGCGUCCGCAACUCCUCGCAGGAUGCGCCGCUGCGCGAUGCGGGCUUUUCCGACACGAUCCCCGAGGGGCUCACGCCAACCGGCGAUCUCGAUCCGCGAUGCACGCUGGAAGACCGGCUUUUGGACUGUGCACUCGGCGAGGUGGAACCGCGCUUUCGCGACCGGAUCCGCAUCGAGGUGACGGCGACGCAAGCCUACUUCGACGAUCCCGUCCGACCGCGCGACAGCGAAGCGGCCAGCCGCGCCACAUCGGACAAUGUGCUGACCAGCCCCGAGUUCACGUUCGAGAAUUUCACCAAGGUGUUUUCGGCGGCCGAGUUCUGGCACGUGCUGCGCGUGACGAUCUACUACACGAUCUUCGCCACGCUCGGCGCUUUGGUGCUGGGCCUGUUUGCCGCGCAGAUGCUCAACACCGCCUUCCGGGGGCGCACCGUGCUGCGCGGCCUGUUCCUGUUCCCCUAUGUGGCGCCGGUGAUCGCCGUCGCCUUCACCUGGGUGCUGCUGCUCGAUCCGUUCUCCGGCACGCUGAACGCCAUAUUGCGCCAGAUGGGCGUGCUCGACACACCGAUCAACUUCCUCGGCCAGCGGGCGGUGCCGCUCGAUUUCUUCGGCCUGACGAUCAACUUCCCCGUCGCGCUGUCGGCGGUGAUCGGCAUCGAAGCCUGGCGCAGCUUUCCGCUCGCCUUCCUGUUCAUCCUGGCGCGGAUGCAGUCGAUUUCGUCCGACAUGUACGAAGCAGCCGAGAUGGACGGCGCGACGCCGCUGCAGCAGUUCUGGUACAUCUCGCUGCCGCAGCUUGUCGGCAUUCUGGCGAUCCUGUUCCUUUUGCGUUUCAUCUGGACGUUCAACAAUUUCGACGACAUCUUCCUUCUGACCGGCGGCGCGGCCGGCACCCGCACCAUGACGGUCAAUGUCUAUGAGCAGGCCUUUGCGGUCUCGAACCUGGGCGCCGGCGCGGCGGUGGCGGUCGUCGUCUUCCUCGUCCUUUUGUGCUUCUCGCUGAUCAUCUUCAAAUAUUCGCCGCAGGACGAGGGCUGA
Messenger RNA from Effrenium voratum, 1329 nucleotides. The record is from the annotation of a GenBank genome assembly. Lineage: Eukaryota; Dinophyceae; Suessiales; Symbiodiniaceae.